Messenger RNA from Exophiala oligosperma, 348 nucleotides. RefSeq lists its product as uncharacterized. Gene Ontology annotation, biological process: lipid metabolic process. Gene Ontology annotation, molecular function: phosphoric diester hydrolase activity. The transcript has a single exon. The record is from RefSeq and is a predicted model, not a curated record. Lineage: Eukaryota; Fungi; Ascomycota; Eurotiomycetes; Chaetothyriales; Herpotrichiellaceae. Bases 1 to 348 code for a protein of 115 amino acids.
AUGAUGCUGAUGAACCACAAUCUCAAUCAAAAUUUUUCCAUCAAGGGUGUUGAAAUCCUCGUCCCUUAUUGGACCAAACUGGACCAAACUAACGCGGAUCAUGGAAACGGUAGUGUCGGUGAUGCGGCACGUCACUGUGAGACCGCCUGGUCUCGAUCUCCAAACUUUUUGUUGGUCGACUAUUAUAAGGAUGGAAAUUACCCUGGGUCGGUGUUUGCUGUAGCGGCCGAGGCGAACAGUUUAUCGUACGCGCACUCUGGUAGCUCUGAUCAACUUACGGCUAAGAUCACAGACGUGAUAUUCGUGUAUCUUGGCUCCGUUCUGAUCUUUAUGCUGAUAUGGAGUUAA